Messenger RNA from Beta vulgaris subsp. vulgaris (sugar beet), 2868 nucleotides. Its product is annotated as glycerophosphodiester phosphodiesterase GDPDL3. Gene Ontology annotation, biological process: lipid metabolic process. Lineage: Eukaryota; Viridiplantae; Streptophyta; Magnoliopsida; Caryophyllales; Amaranthaceae. The transcript is spliced from 9 exons. The record is from RefSeq and is a predicted model, not a curated record. The coding region runs from base 249 to 2507 and encodes 752 amino acids. Gene Ontology annotation, molecular function: glycerophosphodiester phosphodiesterase activity.
UUUAACUCUACUAAACCCCACCAACCUGUAAAGUUUUGAUUUUUCACACUCAGCUCAGCUAUAUUUUCUCUCUCCUAAAUUUCCUCUUGGGAGCUGCAAGUAACUUUGUCAUCGUCUUCUUCCUCAGCUCAAUAUACCUCUCUUUCUCUCUCCUCAUUUUCAGACAAAAUCUACCGCAUAAUAACUUCAUAUUUUACUUCAGAAAUUUCUGCAAGUGAUUAGAUUUCUAGCCGGAAAAUUUUCCGGCAAUGGGAGGUUUUAAUCUUAGUUAUGUUAUUGCAGUAGUUCUGCUUCUUCAGUUAUCUUUGUUUUGUUCUGCCCAGAAAACUCCAAGUUCUUGGCUUACACUUGAUGGAUUUCCGCCGCUAGUAAUAGCACAUAAUGGAUUCUCAGGAUUGUUCCCUCCUUCUAGUAGUUAUGCCUACAAUUUGGCGAUGAUGACUAGUGUGCCGGAUGUUGUUCUAUGGUGUGACGUCCAGUUAACGAAGGAUGCGGCUGGCAUAUGCUUUCCAGAUAUAAAGCUGGAUAAUUCCUCCAACGUUAAUUUGGUUUAUGAAGAUAGGGUGAAAACAUAUGAUGUUGAUGGUGCUUCAGUGAAAGGGUAUUUCGCCAUUGAUUUUACUGUUGAAGAACUAUCAAACAUCUCGUUAACUCAAGGAAUUUAUACCCGCAGUCCUGAUUUUGACGGGAGUUUGUUCCAAAUUCAGCUUGUUGAUGAUGUGUUUGUGCAAAACAAACCUCCUGGUUUUUGGUUAAAUGUUCAGAAUGAUGCUUUCUACAGGCAGCACAAACUGAGCAUGAGAAGCUUUUUGAUCGGCGCUUCAAAGAGAGUGAUCAUUAGUCAUAUCUCAUCUUCUGAUAUUAGCUUUCUGCAAGCACUUGCUAGACCGUUUGCAUCAUCUAAAACAAAAAGAAUUUUCCGCUUUUUCGACGUGGAUGCAGUGGAACCUUCAACCAACCAAACUUUUGGUUCUCUCUUGAAGAAUCUUACUAUGAUUAAGACUUUCGCUGCUGGUAUCCUUGUACCAAAGACUUACAUAUGGCCUGUCGAUGCAACUUCUUAUCUGUUACCUCAUACUUCUCUGGUAGCAGAUGCUCAUAAAGCUGGGCUUGAAGUUUUUGCUUCAGAUUUUGCGAAUGACAAUACUUUUGCCUACAACUACAGUUACAACCCAGUUGCGGAAUAUCUUUCUUUCAUUGACAAUGGGGACUUUUCUGUGGAUGGUUUGUUAUCUGACUUCCCAAUAACGCCAUCAGCAGCCAUAGAUUGCUUUGCCCAUCUACCCACUAAAGCAUCACCAGCAGGCGCGCCAUUGGUUAUAUCACAUGAUGGGGCAAGUGGAGAUUUCCCUGGUUGUACUGACAUAGCAUACGAACAAGCUAUUAAAGAUGGCGCAGACGUGAUUGAUUGCACAGUUCAAAUGUCAAAGGACGGGGUACCAUUCUGUUCAAGCUCUGUCAAUCUCAUGAAUACUACACUGGUUGGUCAAACACAAUUCAGAAGUCUUAUUUCAACAGUGGAUGAUAUUCAGACAAAACCUGGAAUAUUUUCGUUUAGUCUGAACUGGACUGAUAUCAAGGACUUGACUCCUGUAAUAUCAAAUCCAUUCCCAGAUUAUUCCCUAUACAGAAACCCAGAAGCCAGGAAUGCUGGAAAGAUACAAUCUUUAGGUGACUUCUUGGACCUCGCCAAAAAAGCGACUUCACUUUCUGGUGUCUCGAUCAGGAUAGGGCGUGCAAAUUUCCUGGCGUUAAAGGAGGGACUGAGUAUAACUGAUGCUGUUAAGGAUGCUCUAGAUAAAGCUGGCUAUGAUGGUCCAUCAGCUGAAAAGGUUAUGAUUGUUUCCACCAAUAGUUCAGUCCUCAAGGCGAUGAAGGGAAAGAAAUAUAAGCUUGUUUAUGAUGUUGAUGAGGGUAUUCGUGGGGCCCCUGACAAUGCAAUUGCCAAUAUCAAGUCCUUUGCUGAUGCUGUAAUUGUCUCAAAGGCGUCUAUAUUUCCGUCUGAUGGGGGGUUUCUUAUAGCUGCAACUGAUGUUGUGAAACAAUUCCACUCACAUAAGCUUCCCGUGUAUGUUCGUGUUCUUAGAAAUGAAUUUGUAAGCCAAGCAUAUGACUUCUUCUCCGACCCAAUUGUCGAGAUCAACUCAUAUGUCAUGGGAGCUGAAGUUGAUGGUGUCAUUACGGACUUCCCAAAAACUGCAGCUCAAUACAAGAGGAAUUCAUGUCUGAAGAUGAAGAACAUACCUGCGUACAUGAGCCCAGUUCAGCCUAACCAACUCAUGGCACUCAUGAACCCAGCUUUAAUGCCACCGGCUUCAGCUCCUCAGCCACUUCUCGAUGUCAGUGAUGUAUCAGAGUCUCCUCUCCCUGCUGCCGUGAUGAACACCACCUCAGCUCCCCAAGCAGCAGACACCCCGAGAACAUCGCCAAAUGGCCAGUCUCAGAUCUCUGCUUCCGCAAUAUUAUCUUUCUUGGCUAUGAUUGUAGCUGCUGCUCUGCUGUUUUGAUAGAGUUUCUUAAAGAAGGCGGUUCUUUUCACUGACUUGAUUGUUUUUGGAGCUUGAUGAUGCAAAUACCUCUAUCUGUUCAUCAUGACCAAGUUUUCCCUCUAGCUAAAUUAUGUUGUUUUUUUUUUUUUUUUUAUUUAUUAAGAUGAUAAUAAUUUUUUCCCUUUCCAUGAAAUGUGGAGCUUUUAGGUUAUUAUGUCCAUUCUUACCAUUUCUAUUGUGAUCAUGGAGUUGCAAUAUGAAGUAGUACAUAUCAUCUCUGUAUCUUCCUCUAUUUGUAUUACUGUAAGAAGAUUCAGUCAUAGUUAUUCUUUGAGUAUCAUUCUCUGUUAAUAAUUAUCAUCUCUUUUUGGUGGUUUUA